This is a messenger RNA of Sarcophilus harrisii (Tasmanian devil), 2814 nucleotides long. It is a transcript of the gene GAS1, whose product is annotated as growth arrest specific 1. Gene Ontology annotation, cellular component: plasma membrane. The transcript has a single exon. The record is from RefSeq and is a predicted model, not a curated record. Gene Ontology annotation, biological process: negative regulation of mitotic cell cycle. NCBI's taxonomy places the organism in Eukaryota, Metazoa, Chordata, Mammalia, Dasyuromorphia, Dasyuridae. Bases 97 to 1191 code for a protein of 364 amino acids.
CUCCUCCCCUCCGUUUCCCCUCUUGUCCGGCUGCUGCUGCUGCCGCUGCUGCAGCGGCGGCGGCGGCGGCUGCCGCUCCUCCUCCUGCUGCCCGCGAUGGUGGCAGGUUUGCUGGGCUGCUGGGGCGGCGGCGGCCGGUGGUGGACAGUGCCCGGCACUUGGCUGUGCUUGAUGGCGCUGCUGCUCCUGGGCUCCCCUCCGCGGGGCUCUGUGCUGGUGCACGGCCGUAGGCUCAUCUGCUGGCAGGCGCUGCUGCAGUGUCAAGGGGAGCCCGAGUGUAGCUACGCGUACAACCAGUACGCUGAGGCGUGCGCACCAGUCCUGCAGCAGCAGGGGGGCGAGGAAGGUGCCGCCGCGGCCGCCUCUUCUUUCCCCUCUUCUGCCUCCUUCUCCUCCCGCUGGCGGUGCCCGAGCCACUGCAUCUCGGCCCUGAUUCAGCUCAACCACACCAGGAGGGGCCCAGCAUUGGAGGACUGUGACUGCGCGCAGGAUGAAAACUGCAAAUCGACCAAACGGGCCAUAGAACCCUGCUUGCCCCGGACGAGCACUGGGGGUGGGGGCACCGGCGGAGGCGCAGGGGGUGCCGGCGGGGGAGGCGCCGGGGGAGGCGUGAUGGGCUGCACUGAGGCUCGCCGGCGCUGUGACCGGGACAGUCGAUGUAAUCUGGCCCUAAACCGCUAUCUGACCUACUGCGGGAAGCUCUUUAACGGGCUGCGCUGCACCGAUGAGUGCCGCGCGGUGAUCGAGGACAUGCUGGCCGUGCCUAAGGCUGCGCUGCUGAAUGACUGCGUUUGUGACGGGCUGGAGCGGCCCAUCUGCGAAUCGGUGAAGGAGAACAUGGCUCGGCUCUGCUUCGGGGCCGAGCUAGGUAACAGCCCCGGCAGCAGCGGCUCAGACGGUGGCCUGGACGACUACUACGAUGAGGACUACGAUGAUGAGCAGCCGGGGCAGCGGGGCGGUGGGGGGCUCGGAACGGCCGGAGACUCGCAGUACGAGGAGGAUGGGGUCCCACACUCCCAUCGCCCGGGCGGCGGCGCUGCUGCAGCAGCUGCUGCAGCUGGAGGAGGGCGCGGGGAGCUGCCCUACGGAGACGCGAGAAGGAACAGCGGCUCCCGCUCUACUCCCGAGCGCGCCUGGACUCUGCUCGUCUCCAUUUUGCUGCUGCUGCUGCUGCUUCGGCCGCUGGUGUAGCCUUUUCUCCCAGCUCCUCUGUUCCUCCAUGUGUUUGGUCAAUUGAUCCCGCAGUCACCCCACUCGAUUCCGCUCUCCCGGGUCUCCCUCCCACCCUUCUCUUUCUUCUUCCCUCUCUUUCCCUAUCACCUUCCCGCAGCCCCCAGCGUACUUAGAUUCUACUCUAUCCUAAUAGUACUUGGUACUUAAAACAGUUUUAGAAGAGUUGGGGGAUACUUUGUUUCCUACUUCUCUGAACUCUUUUUCUCUUCUUUUCAAAACUAAUCAACUGCGUUCUGGUUUCUACCUUCUCCUCCGUCCCCCUCCAAUAGCCACAGCUAUUUUACACAGUCCUCUUUCUGAAAAGUAGCUAGAAUCCAGUCUCUUAGAUUGUUGUGUUUUUUUUUUUUCCCUCCACCCCACCCCCAUUCCAGUUCCAUUAUAGAUACUCCAGAUCACUUGGUUGGCUGGAACCCCGGUUUUGCAGGAGACUUAAGGCAGUUAAUGGAGUGGGAGAGGGGGGAUAGAAAGUACUGGAGGAAAAGAGACACCCCUCAGACUGUGGGGUUCUGAUGAGUGCAUUCUUCCCAGUUUUACCCCAUCCAGUUCUGGGAUAGUUGGUAGCUUACAGAGAGAUAUUUGAAAGAGAUAAGCUUGAAAUGCUGCUGUAGGUUUAUUUGCAAAAUCUUCUCUAAGGUAAUGUGCAAAUAGUCUUAUGGUUUGACCUAUUAGAAUCUUUUAAAGAGUCAGCUACUUGAAUUAAAGUCACAUUCAUUCAUUCAUUUUUUCUCAGCGUCAAUGCCUAGAAUAUUCUUAGUGACUAAAGAAGCAGGGAUCAGUUCUUUAUUGCCAUUUCACUCCCUGGGGAGGGGGGGAAAAUCUAAACUGUGUGAUGGUGAGUAAAGUACUUAGCUAAUUUCAUUCCUAUUUAAAAAAGAAAAAAGUUUCAGAUCACAUUUGACUUUCCGUUUCCUUCACCCAGUAUUCAAACUCAAAUGCCGAUGUAGGAAGUUAUUAAUGAUACUAAACAAUGCAACUUUUGUUUUAAAAGAGCGGUGCACUGCCAUCUCCGAAAGACACUUUGUGGUGUUUAGUGGUUAUGUUUGCAUUUUUGUUUUGUUUUGUUCUGUUCUGUUCUUUUUACAUCAAGAACUUUUGUGUACCUUGAGAAAUUAUAUUGCCUCUACUCCUAUCAGGGUGCUAAACUCUGGUAAAUCUUAUAUAAAAUGUAUUUAAAACUGGGAUUUGUUACCAGUCGCUGUACCUUGUAUAUAGAAUUUUUAUAAAAUGUAUGCUUCAAAAAUAAUUUAUUUUUAAAAAAAGAAAUUAAAGUUUAAAAUUUACGUUCAUGCUACUCUUUUUUAAAGAAAUGUACAGAUUUCAUUUGUUUUAAAGGAUACAAAAUACAAUAAUCCAUGUGAAGUAUGCUCUAGGACAGCAAAUGUACAGUGUAUUUUAUAGAUUUGACGUUAACUUUCUUAUUUUUAAGAGAAUUUAUGGACGAUGUUGUUGAUUUAUAUAAAUACAUUUCCAGACUGCCUUAAACAUUGUCUUUUAUAGAAGGCAUAAGAAGUCCUAUGUAACUACGGCUUUGUGUACUGGUUUGUUAAGUGUGUACAUCAGUAAAGAGUUUUAAAUAAUGAA